AUGGAUUUCCCAAAUCCCCAACUGCCGUUCAUGUUUGUGCACGUCAACGGAACGUCGGUGCAGUCUGCCUCACAUUCGCAUUAUAACGAAGGGGGGAAGAAAGAUGAUAUGCGAGUUUCCGGUUACUACGCUAUCCGAAGAGGAGUUGCGGCGAAUAACCUCGUUAUCAUCACCUUUUACAAGGAUCAGUACGAAUGCUUGGAGGAAUUCGUCACGAGGAUCGAUGCAAACCUCUCCACGGUAGACACCGUUAAGGGGAGACAAGAGGAUGUCGUGAUCGUGUUGACAACGAAGACGCACUUCAAUCCGGAAGGAGCGGAGUUUCGGGGAGACCCACGACGGAUGAACGUCGCUCUAACUAAAUGCAGACACGGGCAAUUCGUGCUGGGCCAUCGAGAAUCCCUCGAGCAAUGCCGUUCUGGAAGACGGUUCUGGACUGGGCGAGAACCACAACGCGAUCAUACCAUCGACAAGCUUGGGCCGCUACUUGCGGGCGUGAACACAGAAAUACAAGGAAGAUGCGAAAGACGGCUCGGGGAACGUGGUAACGAAGAGCCUGUUUCAAAACCUGGUGCAGAAAUUAGCAAAAAUCUGGGAAGAUUUGCCGAGCGUCGUACCGAUAUCUUCGGUGUUGAUGCUGCUGGAGCAGAACAAACGGUAAUCGGAAAAAAAUUGGGAGAGGAAGCUCCGCAGCCUGCAAAGCAACUUAUUUGGGAUGGAUCUGAAGAGACUCGUAAAGCACACUCUUGCCGUACAAAGCCAAUUCACGAUUGGGCUGAUGCCAUUACCAGCAGUUUUUGCCAGGGCGCAGACGGGCAUACCAAUGCGUGUACCUGGCAGUGGCAUGCCCGUACAGGUGACCAUGGCAGAACUGAUGAGCUGGAGCCGGAGGCUGAAUGGUUGAAGAAGGUGAAUGGUGCGAUUGACUUGCGUAUACAACUACCUGUAAGUGCAGAGUUUAACAUGGAUGGAUCGAUCAUCGGAUUACAGAUCGAUGUUUCCUUGCAGGUAACGGACCUCCAGCAGCAACUUCAGGAUAAGCACAGCAUGCCAACAAGAUAG
Molecule: messenger RNA, 1062 nt
Organism: Cylicocyclus nassatus
Lineage: Eukaryota; Metazoa; Nematoda; Chromadorea; Rhabditida; Strongylidae
Source: the annotation of a GenBank genome assembly